Aspergillus pseudonomiae is the source of this 1540-nucleotide messenger RNA. RefSeq names its product cupin domain-containing protein. The record is from RefSeq and is a predicted model, not a curated record. The coding region runs from base 1 to 1098 and encodes 365 amino acids. The transcript is spliced from 2 exons. Lineage: Eukaryota; Fungi; Ascomycota; Eurotiomycetes; Eurotiales; Aspergillaceae.
AUGAAUCUCCUUCUCCUAGCGGGCUUGUUACCCCUGGUGGCUUCCCAAUCUCUGUCGGAUCUCUACCUCGAGAACGCCCCGUCCUCUCCUCGGCCAUACAUCAUCCCCCAUUACGCCAACUCCCAUGCAGUCACGAUUGGCAGUCAACUCUACCGCUUCACGGUCACCGGACCAUCCUCCGACUAUGCGUUUACGCUGAUGAGCACCAAUGCCCCCUACAGUGGCAGUCUCGGCGUGUUGCCGCAUAUCCACCGCGAGCACUACGAGAACUUUUUCAACUUCAAGGGUCGCUUCCAGCUGUGGGCGCAGUAUGGCGAGGAGGAACAACAGGGACGCCUGUUGACUCAGGGUGAUUAUGGAUCGGUGCCGAGGAAUACCACACACACCUUCCAGAUCCUAGAUCCGGACACCGAGAUGGUUGGGGUGAUCUCCCCGGGCGGCUUCGAGGACCUCUUCUACAACCUUGGCACCAACUACACCUCGGCCACCAACACACCCUAUGUACCACAGGCGACCAAUGAUUCUUCGGCUGCCGGACCGGAUGCUGGCGGAAUAUCCGGUCUCGAAUCAUUCGAUGUCUAUGCUCAGCUAUCUUUCGAGCCGCGUCGAGACUUUGUCAAUGGCUCCGCGCCAUCCGAUGAGGGCUGGCACACCGAGGACGCUUCCCUCGGCGAGCCGGGAAAGCCCUAUUUCAUCGCCAACAACUAUGGCCCGAAGUACCUCAACUCCAAUCACGGAGCGUACCAGAUUGUCCAGCCGCUGGUUACCAAUAGCCAGGCACAGGAUACGAACUUCACCCUGUCGACCAUUAUUUUGAGCCGGCAGCGGGCGUCGAGUUCAGCCCCGACGUGGUCCACAGCCGGAGCCACGGCAUUUGAAGUCCUGGAAGGAUCCGUUCAAAUUCAGAUCGGCGACUAUCCUGUUGCUCAGCUAGAGAUGGGGGAUGUGGCCUUCGUGCCUGCGACGGUGUCGUAUAGCUAUUGGACGCAAGGGUCCUAUGCGAAGGUGUUGUCCGUCAAUGCUGGUCAGGAUGGCCUUAACCAGCAAUUGAUUGACGAGGGGAAGGAAUGGGGAUAUCCGACAUUCCCACGCUAUUGAUCGACCGGAUGGAGGACAUAUUAGCGAUCUACGAUUGGUGUGAAAACCAUGUACUGUAGUGUAUAGCCCUGAUAUUAUCAUGGAGUUUGGAUUGUUGAGCCGAGGAAAAGCGACCGGUCGCAUUGGGUGGGAUGGCGCCCGUUCCGUGUGUAAUUACAGCGAUCCCUGCCUGAGGCGCGGGGGAGCUUUUAGUGCUCGUCCGUAGUAUGAAUCAUUAGUAUGGGACGUUUGGAUUCACUUGGACAACUUCACCAGCUGCCAAGGAGCGGGGGUUGCUUGGCGAAGAGAAAAGUGACUGAUCUCUGAGAUGCCAAAGGCCAGGAUAAAGUACAAAACUGAACGGAAAUGACAGGCGAAGGACGCCGUCAACAGACUUUAUGCAAGGCAGAGCACAUCGUCCCACAUCCCACAUUCAUAGCUGGGAAAAUAGCCGCCGCCUUGG